Molecule: messenger RNA, 4830 nt
Organism: Poecilia reticulata (guppy)
Lineage: Eukaryota; Metazoa; Chordata; Actinopteri; Cyprinodontiformes; Poeciliidae
Gene: hp1bp3
Product: heterochromatin protein 1, binding protein 3
Biological process (GO): heterochromatin organization; nucleosome assembly
Cellular component (GO): chromosome; nucleus; nucleosome
Molecular function (GO): nucleosome binding; DNA binding
Source: RefSeq, a predicted model, not a curated record
UGUGAACAAACUUUUUUUAUAUAUAAAAAUUACCUCCUACAGCUUAAAGUGUUUUUAGGUUGACAAAAAAUCUAACAUUUUAACAUUUUGAGAACGGUGGGUUUCACUUAGUYUCCAACAGAAUAUUAUGUCUUGUUCUACAUGUAUUGACAUGAAAGCUCUUGUUUAAUGGUCCUGUGUUGCAGUUAUUACCUGUGAGCAUGGUGAAAUAAGGAUCAUGCGAGAUUCCAGAUACAAGCGACAGAGACUGGGCUAGGUUACUAGGUGACURGGCUAAGACUUGAACAUAGGGWGGGGAUAUCAGUAAAGUUUUUACUCUUCUACAUCAAAAGUGGUUCACCGUUCUGACCUGGGAGGCCUUUUUCUUUCRCUUAUAGCUCYACAAACAGAUCUGAUAAUGAYAAAGAUGGUUACCAAGAGAGUCUUUCUGGGAAAUAAGUUAGAAAAGAAUGAUUUCUUAAUUUUAUUGUCCAAAAGAAAUUAGAUGUUGGGACAGACCACUAGGGGGCUUUAUUCACACCGAGAUGACUGGAUGUUUGGAUUUWAAAAAUAUGUUUGUUUGUUUUUUGUAAUGACUGCUUUCAGUCUGGAACUUGUAAAAUAUUUCAGUGGACUUUAUUUGUUUUAAGUCAUUUGACACUGACCUAUUAAUGACUCCAGCUGAAUAAGAGAUGGAAUAAUUCAUAUUUGUCGUCUUCAAUUCAAAUUAAAAAAAUCACUAUAUUCACCCCCAAAGGGAAAUUAAAAAUUGCCAAAAAUUGUUGCAGUAAAAAUCUCAAGCAUCGCUCAUAUAUUGCUUGUGUUGGGCACCAAUCUUCUGAACAAGCAGCCUAGUCACCAGGUAAGAAACGUUCAAAGACCUUGAAAAAAMCAAGGUAAAAGCCACAUCAAAACACUGUUAAAAUGUGUGGGAAAUGCUCUGGUUAUUUUAUUUAAUGUUUUUCCUGCAGCUAAACUGUCAUAUUAAAACCGUGUUUCUGGCUGUACAUGAUUAUUAGGGGGAAAAAAAACUACAGUUUAAUUUUUUAUUUCAGCCAUAAAAGCACUUUUUUUUUCAUUGUUAUGAUUUGAAUCUUCUGACGUGCCGCGUGACGCCGCACGUCAUCUGCGGUCCGAGUGGGGCGGGGCUCGUUAACGGAGAAAUCGAAAUAAAGGAUCCUGCAGAAAUCUCACCUGAAGCUAUAUCACUUGUCAGCAGAGCAGUGAAAGAAUAUUCGUCUGUGAUGCCGAUUCGCCGAGCAACCGCAACUCCAACCCAGGAGAAGGCUCCCUCUGCGGCUGCAGAGAAAGAACAAGAGGCGUCAUCUGAAGAGUCGCCCCCUGCUGAUAAGGAGCAGGCUGCAUCUUCAGCUGCCCCAGCAGAGGGGGAGGCAUCGGGCGACGGAGAGGCCGCGGAGAAGGCAGAAGACGGACCCCUGGAGACAAAGGAGGAAGCUGGAGACGGGAAAGAACAUAAUGUGAAAUGCCAGGACUGCGCGGCUGGACAGUGCUCAACACACUGCUAUGUUCUCCUUCUAAGGAUGAAAGAUGGCGUCAAGCAUAAGAAAUCCAAGUCCAAGAAGGUGAAACGGACAAUUCCUGCAUGGGCUAGCGUCACCACACACAAAAAAAUCCCCGUGUCCAACUUUGCAGGCACGCAGAACAAAGUGGAAAACGUCCUUGUCGAAGCUAUAGGGUCCUCCAAUGAGAGGUCUGGGAUGUCCUUCCAAUCCGUCAUGAAAUAUAUGUUGAAAAAAUACCCAGGGAUGGAUUUUCACAAGAAGAAGACUCUAAUCAAGAAAUCAAUGAAGAAACACUUGGAAAAGGGCACCAUCAAACAGCUGAAGGGUAAAGGCCUUUCAGGAACCUUCGCCAUUGGAAAAGCGCCUCCCCAAUCUAAGAAAGGCGUUCCGAAGCAGGAGUCUCUGGGAGACGCCCUUCCUCUCAUCAUCACUCGGCUCUGUGAGCCCAAAGAGGCCUCUUACAAUCUGAUCAAGAAGUAUCUGGAGCAGCACUUCCCCAGCCUCAACAUUGAAAACAGGCCUGAUCUACUGAAGACCGCCCUGGUAAGGGCGGUAGAGAAAGGACACCUGGAGCAAAUCACAGGGACAGGAGCGAGAGGAACCUUCCAGCUGAAGCGAGCUGCCAAAGAGUCUCAGCUGAAAGGCAGCACGUUGGAAGAUGCCAUCACAGUUGCGAUCACAGCUAUGAAUGAGCCCAAGACCUGCAGCACUACAUCCCUGCGCAAAUAUCUCGUAGACUCCAACAAAGACGUCAAGGAGAACCUGCUGGUGGCCAGUUUGAGGAGGACUCUGACCAAGUGUAAAGUUCUGGGCUGGAUGGAGCAGAUAACUGGUCACGGUUUCACAGGGACUUAUCAGCUCUCAUUUCCAUUUUAUCCAAGCCCUACCACCCUGUAUCCAGAAAAGUUUCAAGAUGUUCCAAAAAAACCAGUCAAGCGGAAGCGGCUUACAGAUUCUUCAGAUGAAGAAGAUGAGGAAGAGGAGUCUGAGGAAGAAGAGUCAGAAGAUGAGGCUCCAGUUCGCAAGAGGACACCUAACAAGAGGCCUCCACCUAAGGCUCGGCGCCCUCCACCUGCCAAGAAACCCCGCAGUGUCAGCAAGCCGAAGGCUGGAGGUAAAGGUCGAGCACUUGCAAAGAAGUCGCCUGCCAAGAAACCUGUGAGAUCGGGAAAGACCCCAUGUAAAAAGGAAACUGUAUCGACGCCUAAAGCAACACCUGUGAAGAAAGGGGCUCCUUCAAGAAAGUCUAAAACACCAGCUGUUAAAAAGCUAAGCAAAAAAGGCUCCAGGAAACCUCCAUCCAGAGAGUCAUCCCCGGAAGAGCCCAAAGUUGAAAAGGCGACGACAAAAAGUGGUUCCAGGCGGAUAAAAACCGAGGAGUCCUACCCCGAGGAGCCGAAGGUUCUAAAGGAGACGACGAAAAGCGGAUCGAAGCGAUUUAAAGUUGAAGAGUCGUCCCCCAAGGAGCCCGCGCCCAAAAAGCCGGCGGCCAGAGGUGGGUCCAAAAAAAAGGCACAACCAUCGCCUCCCAAGAAGGCUGACCUCAAAAAACCCCCGAAAAGCAGCAAACAGUCCGCUCGAAAGUCCAAGAGAGGAAGAUACUGAACCCAUGAGCGCCUUCCAGAAACUGGGCUGUUCUGAACAGUCUGCAGCUUUGUUUCAAUGCUCUCUCUAUUUUUACCAUUCUGUUUUAGAGGGCUGUAGUUUUAACGUUCAUUUUGUUUUGUUUUUUUACUGUAGAGUAAGAACAUUAUCUUAACAGUUACGUUAGCCGUGCAUUGAGGGUGUGUUGAAGUCCUUUUUUUAUUCAUGAUGUGUAGAACAGCUUGGUUAGUCUUGCCGUUAAAGAUGCCAGUUUGGGAAAGCAGAGCAAAAUUCACCAUACUGUAACUAGAACCAUGUCUUGACUUCUGUUUGUAUGUGUUCAUCCACUCAGUGCUGGUGGCUCACAUUCCUGAUCCCAACAAAAGAGAGUUCAGUGUUCUUUCGAAGGCGGAAGUGUCGGAUUUAUUUUUUUAAUUAUUAUUAUUAUUAUUAAUAAGAGGUUAAAGACCUUAGACUGUCAGUGUUGCUGCGCUAUAAAAGAGAGAAAUGUAGACUGUUGUCCAGUGUCUUAAGACUCCAAUCCUGGACAGUGUGGCCAGUACAGGAUUGGAGUCUGAAAUCUUAUCCAUAUUCGUAAUCUUUAUACUUUUGGGAACGUUUCAUGUUCAACCAGCUGCCCUGUUGAUUUUAAAUGAAAAAAAAAAGCACUUGAUAUUGAAAUCACAAAUAAAAUAUGUCUGUAUGUAAAAUCAAGAUAUACAUUGGUUUUAAUAGCUUCACAGCUGUUAUUUAGUUCCAAAUUAUAAUAAAUUUGUGUUGUAAGAAAUGGAGGAUACCAGCUCACACAUACCCUGCAUGCAUGUAUUCCCUGUGUUAUCCUUUUUUUUCCCCAAGUCAUUAAUAAAAUGGCUAUAUUUGUAAUCUGUUUGGGGUUUUUUGUAAGCCACCAUAGCUGAUUGGAUCUGAUUUGCUCUUUUUUUGAGCAGAAAAACAAUCUCUCCAGAUUUGUGACCCACAUUUUCAGACUGUUCCAUGAUUUUUGCUGAAUCUUACAUAUUUCACUUUAUUUUUAUUUUUUUCACUUUAACCUGGCAUUCAACUUAUUACCCUGAAGUGCAAUAAGCCACAUUUGAAUAAUUUAACAUUGGCACCUUAUUCUAAAGACAUUUUUUAGCAGUAGAAAUAAAUGUCCUUAUUCAUUCAAACUAUUUCAAAAUCUCCAAUGUCCAAAUUUAGUUCAAGGCAAACUAGUUUUUGUUUUUUUAUUAAUACUUUUAAAUGAGAGUAAAACAGUCCAACAUUGUGUGACUAAAAUCCUGUGUAUUGAUUGACUUGCACAUAAAACAGUUUUGACAAGCCAGUUCACGCAAUUCCUUGUGCUUGGAAUCACUUCAGGUUUGGAUAAAUGUAGAGGACGGGCAUCUGACAUAAAACCUAAGCCAAAUCAAAUAUGCAAAUCACAAACGUGUAGUGGUGAACCCUGAAAGGAGAAAAAAAAUGAACCCAUUAUGGCAUCAUUCUCGUUCUGUAAUUUUAAAAUAAAAGUUUUUUUGUAUCAGAAAUUGGAUCUUGGUGUAGCAUUUUAAGAUUAUCUUUAAAUUGAAAAUGAAAGCAUUCAUUCAUUAGAAAUGGUGAUAAAUUAUAUUUAUCCCUGUUCAUUUUGAUUGUUUACAUAAGAUUUAUAAAGCAUUUAGUGAGUGACACCUUCUACAAAAUGGGGUAAACCACAAAAGCCCAUAGCUAAAGAAACCACUUGGCUGCACCCAAACAUAUUCAUGGAAGG